Nerophis ophidion (straightnose pipefish) is the source of this 2764-nucleotide messenger RNA. It is a transcript of the gene fosl1a, whose product is annotated as FOS like 1, AP-1 transcription factor subunit a. Gene Ontology annotation, biological process: regulation of transcription by RNA polymerase II. The transcript has 5 exons. Gene Ontology annotation, molecular function: RNA polymerase II cis-regulatory region sequence-specific DNA binding; DNA-binding transcription factor activity, RNA polymerase II-specific. The record is from RefSeq and is a predicted model, not a curated record. NCBI's taxonomy places the organism in Eukaryota, Metazoa, Chordata, Actinopteri, Syngnathiformes, Syngnathidae. Gene Ontology annotation, cellular component: nucleus. Bases 322 to 1374 code for a protein of 350 amino acids.
ACUGUAGGAAACUCUCACCAUAUUAGGUAAAUGACGUCAGGUCACGUGGUGAAUUCCGCGAGAGAUUCCAGACAACAUUAUUUCCCGUAAGUGGGGAGGGGCGUGGCGAAAGUAUCUUGCCGCUUUAAGACUUUACAACGGCACAAUCAUUUCCAGACUUUGCCUCGGAGGUGUGUGACUCAGCCCGACAUGUUGCACCGACACUCAUUUUCGGACGUUUAAGGACGACUCGGGGAAAAUAAGACGCCCUUUUCUUUCACCUCACCCCUUGAAUCUGGAGCCGUUUGGACUCGACCGACUCGUCGCUCUAACUUGGAGAGGAUGUACAGAAACUUGGGGGGCCACGGAAGAGGCAACCCGGUGUACGCAGGCGCAGCUUCUGGCUCCAACUCCGCUUCCCUGGAAAGCACCUGUAGCACCUCUACGACGCAGCAGGAACAGAAGUUCACCAUGGCGGGCAGCAGUCAGUUCGUACCCAGCCUCAACGCCAUCACGACCAACCAGGACCUGCAGUGGAUGGUCCAGCCCUCACUCAUGCAUCCACCCGGUCCUUCUCGCUCCCCGGUGCCCCCUUACCCAUCCCUCUCCGGGGCGCGCCCGCUGGGACCCCAGCCGCCGCUGCCGCACUCCCACUUCAUCAGGCCGGGGGUCAUAAGGGCGAGCGGCACCAACGCAGCCACGGCAUCGACCCGGCGCAGGAACGACGACUACUUGUCCCAAGAAGAGGUGGAGAGACGACGAAUAAGAAGAGAGCGGAAUAAACUGGCAGCAGCCAAAUGUCGCAAUCGUCGCCGGGAGCUGACGGACUCACUGCAAAAUGAGACCGACGAGCUGGAGGAGGAAAAGUCCCAGUUGCAAAAGGAGAUCGCCGACUUACAAAAGCAGAAAGAAAAGCUGGAGCUGGUCCUCGAGGCCCACCGACCCAUCUGCAAGAUCGAGGACUCCGACUCGGAUUCGGAACCCGGCUCGUCGCUCUCGUCCUUGGCGGGCAUCAAAAUGGAGCCCGAGGACUACAGCGGCAGACCGGGGCCUUCGCGAAAACGAGUGGUGAAGUCGGAGAAGCCCAAGCCAAAGAUCACCAUCCCGACCAAGCCUGCGACCUCGUCGUGUUCGGCCCCCGCCUACAGCCAGGAGUCCGAGUCCCUGCACACGCCCGUCCUGGCCUCCACGCCCUCCCUCACCCCCUUCACGGCCAGUAUGAUCUUCACCUACCCGCCGGCCGCGGGCGCCGCCGCCGCCGCCGCCACCGCGCUCCAGUGCAACUUCCCCGCUUCCCAAGCCCCGGAGCCUUGCGGGGUGGCGCACCGCCGCAGCAGCAGCAGCGGCGACCAAUCAGAUCACUCCCUGCACUCGCCGACCAUCCUCACGCUGUGACCGAGCGACAGGAAGCUAGCGCACUUACGUCGCCAUGGAAACGAUUGUAACCACCAUUUCAUUUCAUCUUUUUUUUUUUUUGGGGGGGGAAAAAGCAAACCGUAUUUCCUUGAAUUGCCGCCGGGGCGCUCAUUAAUUUAAAACAUCUUCUCACUCCGGCGCUUACCAAAGGCAUGCUGUAAAAAUUUGAGUGUGAUGUAAGGAUACCAUCAUGAAAAGCACAUUUAAUAAAAAAAAGACGUUAUUAUGGCCUUACCUUUACUUAUAAAUGAAGUCAAUGUGCAGCUCCUUCAGAUCAAAAGCAUCGAUAACUUGUUCAUAUAAGUCUUCCUUAUCUUUUUUCAGUUUUAAAAGUCUCAAUGGAGAUCUUCCUUUAUUACCUCCUGCUUUGAUUGAAAGUCCAGUUUAGAAAACUGCUAUCAGAUCGCUGCUUUCAGUUAACUCGGCUCCUCAAGAGCGGGCGAUGACAGAAUUAUCCUCGGACAACUCCCCCUCCCGUUCUGCUCCGUGGGUGAUCUCUUUAUCCCACCGCUGCCACCAUGAAGUGUUAUUGUAUAAAUAAUACACUGGGUAUUUAGGACUGGAACAUGCUUUAUUUCAGCCCAGUUGCUUACAUAGCCAGCAUAGGAGUGUUACAUCGUAAAAGGUCGGUCGUGCACCCCCCGCAUCAUAUCCGUCCCAUCACAUGUCACGUCACUCAUUGUCACUUCUUCUCCAGCCGAGUAGUCGCAAGAAGGAUCACCAGCGCCCUCUACCACCAGGAGGCGGGAGUCAUUUAAUGACUCGUAUUUGACACACGCAGCUACGGUAUAUGAAUAAAACAUAGCUGCUUACUGUUCUUUUUAGCAUAUUCAAUAGCUUGGACCUUAAAUCCUACUGAAUAGCUCUUAAUCUUCUUCCCUUUAUGCAAUUUCAAAUGACCGGUAUUGAUAUCAGCCUCCUCCGUUUUGAAAAUGAUGACAGGGGAAGUGUCACUCGUGACGUGACGUGUUUGACCCGGCGGAAAUACUAAGCAUGCGCUAAAUAUUUUGGGAAGCGAGUUCGACCCUGCAUUAAUUCAAGGAAAUACGGUAAUCGUGACACAACUUCAUAGAGAUUUUAUACCAUGGAUGUUUUUUAUACCUCUCCUUUGCAAGGGCUGGGAGUAAUUACAAAAUAAAUGUACCAUUUGUAAUUAACGACACAAUGUUACAUGACAUGAUAUACGAGGGAAAUUUUUACUAUUAUUAUUAUUAUUAUUAUUAUUACCUAUUUGACAGAUUUUAAUGUUGCCUUAACAAUGUAUUGACCACUAAGGCUGGGCCGUAGGAGUUAAUAGAGAGUCGAUAUUUAUUUUUGAGAGUGUGAUAUAUUUUUGAUAACAUUCUCUGGAGGGUGACAUUAAUGGGGG